AUGGCAGGAGAAUUAGGAGUGCUUAACGCACUGGAUGCGGCAAAAACACAAUGGUACCACUUCACUGCAAUUGUUAUAGCUGGAAUGGGAUUCUUCACUGAUGCCUAUGACCUCUUCUGCAUUUCCCUCGUCACAAAGCUUCUUGGAAGAAUAUAUUACACAGACAUAACCAAAGACAAGCCAGGAGCACUCCCUCCAAACAUCCAAUCUGCGGUGACCGGCGUCGCGCUCUGCGGCACGCUAGCCGGCCAACUAUUCUUCGGUUGGUUGGGUGACAAACUGGGAAGGAAAAAGGUCUAUGGCCUGACACUCAUGCUCAUGGUGGUUUGUUCGAUUGCGUCCGGCCUUUCCUUCGGAAGCAGUCCAAACGGUGUCAUGGCAACACUUUGUUUCUUCAGAUUCUGGCUUGGUUUCGGUAUUGGCGGCGAUUAUCCUCUCUCCGCCACAAUCAUGUCCGAAUAUGCUAACAAGAAGACAAGAGGGGCCUUCAUAGCCGCUGUUUUCGCUAUGCAAGGAUUCGGAAUCUUGGCGGGUGGAAUUGUUGCCCUAAUCGUUUCCACUUCAUUUGAUCACAAAUACAAGGUUCCUAGCUAUGAAGAAAAUCGCGAAGCGUCUUUGGUGCUACCUGUAUUUGACUAUGUUUGGCGGAUUAUUUUGAUGUUUGGUGCAGUUCCGGCCGCGCUAACAUACUACUGGCGUAUGAAGAUGCCGGAAACUGCUCGUUACACGGCGCUUGUUGCGAAAAAUGCUACGAAAGCCGCCGCGGACAUGUCUAAGGUGUUGAAUGUUGAGCUUGAAUCUGAGGAGGAGAAGGUGCAGAAACUAGCAAAUGCUGAGAACAACCGGUUCGGCUUGUUUAGCACUGAGUUCGCCAAGCGCCAUGGUCUCCAUUUGGUUGGAACAACGACCACUUGGUUCCUUCUAGAUAUUGCAUUUUAUAGCCAGAAUCUUUUCCAGAAGGAUAUUUUUAGUGCUAUUGGAUGGAUCCCACCUGCACAGGAGAUGAAUGCAAUCCAUGAGGUUUAUAGAAUUGCAAAAGCUCAAACUCUUAUAGCACUCUGCAGUACUGUGCCAGGUUACUGGUUCACCGUCGCAUUCAUCGAUUACAUGGGUCGUUUCGCAAUCCAAUUGAUGGGUUUCUUCUUCAUGACUGUGUUCAUGUUUGCUUUGGCUAUACCAUAUGAUCACUGGAAAAAAGAUAACAAAAUUGGUUUUGUUGUGAUGUACUCAUUCACUUUCUUCUUCUCCAAUUUCGGUCCAAACGCAACCACAUUUGUCGUGCCGGCCGAGAUCUUCCCGGCAAGGUUAAGGUCAACAUGUCAUGGAAUCUCAGCUGCUGCUGGAAAAGCAGGAGCAAUUGUUGGUGCAUUUGGGUUCUUAUAUGCUGCACAAAGCAAGAACAAAGCGGAUGUUGAUCCAGGGUAUCGUACUGGUAUUGGGAUCAAGAACUCUCUGAUAAUGCUUGGUGUGAUCAACUUCUUAGGAUUGUUGUUCACCUUCCUUGUUCCUGAAUCGAAAGGGAAAUCGUUGGAGGAAUUGAGUGGGGAGAAUGAAGAAGACGAUACUACCAAAGGAGACUCUGGUAGGACAAUUCCAGUUUAAUUGAUGAAGGCUUUAUUAAAGGAAGUCAUUCUAAUUUAUUGUGCCAUCUGAGCAUUUCAAUAGUGUCUUUAUUCUUCUUGUUUGUUGUGAUGUUUGGUUUUCAAUUUGGCUGUGGUUGGUUGAAAAUGCGCGCAUAAAAUACAUUUGUUACAUUUUAU
Molecule: messenger RNA, 1760 nt
Organism: Arachis ipaensis
Lineage: Eukaryota; Viridiplantae; Streptophyta; Magnoliopsida; Fabales; Fabaceae
Product: putative inorganic phosphate transporter 1-3
Biological process (GO): phosphate ion transport; transmembrane transport
Cellular component (GO): membrane
Molecular function (GO): phosphate transmembrane transporter activity
Source: RefSeq, a predicted model, not a curated record